AAAGUUUUCACAAAAUACGUGGCUUACGCAUCGUAUUUUCGCGCUAAUUCUAAAUAGUAAUGUACUUCGCCAAAUAGCCGUUAAUUUAACAACACACAAUAUGUUGGCACUGUUGUUGCAAUUGUUUUGUUAUCUUGUCGCAUUCAUAUUGGCCACCGUGUUGUUGAUGGUGUUGGUUUUGUUAUACAAAACAAAACCAUAUCCAAUUAUAACACGACACAAGGAUGAAAAGUUCUAUUUGGAUCCGAAAACGAUAAAAACAAUUGAAUUUCCUAGUUUGGAUGAACCGCCCACCUUGGAGCUGAGCGUCAUUGUGCCGACCUAG
Molecule: messenger RNA, 325 nt
Organism: Drosophila grimshawi
Lineage: Eukaryota; Metazoa; Arthropoda; Insecta; Diptera; Drosophilidae
Product: dolichyl-phosphate beta-glucosyltransferase-like
Exons: 2
Coding region: 101-325 (74 amino acids)
Source: RefSeq, a predicted model, not a curated record